Salvia hispanica is the source of this 728-nucleotide messenger RNA. Its product is annotated as dual specificity protein phosphatase-like protein. Lineage: Eukaryota; Viridiplantae; Streptophyta; Magnoliopsida; Lamiales; Lamiaceae. The record is from RefSeq and is a predicted model, not a curated record. Gene Ontology annotation, biological process: protein dephosphorylation. Gene Ontology annotation, molecular function: protein tyrosine/serine/threonine phosphatase activity.
GAAAAUUUUAGUAAAUAAAUUAUCAGAUGCAGCAGAAGUUGAAGAACGGCGCCGAGCUCCUAAUUUUGCUGUGCAGUCGUUUGGAGAUGGAGGCAGUUGCAAUGGAAGCAGAUCUUAAUAACAGUGCUGUAGCUUCUGAUCCGAAGCCCCUGGUUACGUAUCGCUGCAAGAAAUGCCGUAGACUUGUUGCUUCAGAGGAUCACAUUGUUUGCCACGAGCGGGGAGGAGGGCAGAAGAGCUUCAAAUGGAAAAAGCGAAGUGCUGAUACCGAUGUGCAGGUUCUUGAAUGCUCCUCUAUCUUUGUGGAGCCCAUGAAAUGGAUGGAAGCAUUGGAAGAGGGCUGUGUGGGAGACAAGCUCCAAUGCAUUGGUUGCAAAGCGCGAUUGGGUUCCUUCAAUUGGGCAGGCAUGCAGUGCAACUGUGGGGCGUGGAUUAAUCCUGCGUUUCAGCUGCACAAGAGUCGUUUAGAUGAGUGCCAUUACUAAGUUUCUACAUCUAUCUCUUGAAUUUUGAGAAUGAGACAUUAGGCUAUCUGUGAAUGCAUCAAUUAACUUUAGCUGCUUCGAAUGUUAGAAUGUUUCUUAUUAGUUGGCAUUGCUUUGGGUGUGUUGUUUAGCAUGAGGAUGUAGUUUAUCCUCUCCCGAAGUUUUGUUGAAACUUUAUCGAUGUUUAUAUAUAUACAGUAUACACACAUAUGCAGUGCUUUAUGGAGUGGUGCUUUUUUAGUA